Molecule: messenger RNA, 945 nt
Organism: Aaosphaeria arxii CBS 175.79
Lineage: Eukaryota; Fungi; Ascomycota; Dothideomycetes; Pleosporales
Product: catalase domain-containing protein
Exons: 2
Coding region: 1-945 (314 amino acids)
Biological process (GO): response to hydrogen peroxide; hydrogen peroxide catabolic process
Cellular component (GO): mitochondrion; peroxisome; cytoplasm
Molecular function (GO): catalase activity; heme binding
Source: RefSeq, a predicted model, not a curated record
AUGCCUCUCUCCAGCGACCCCAAAACCCUCGAGACCAGCAAUGGCAUCAUCGACACGAUGAAAGCUGCAUUUGGCACGCCCCCAGGCUUCCGUCCAGCACACGCAAAGGGCCAACUUAUAACCGGCACAUUCACACCCACAUCCGCAGCCUCAAACCUCACAACAGCCCACCACUUCAACACCCCAUCAACCCCAAUCACAGUCCGCUUCUCCUCCUCAACCGGCAUCCCCAAGAUCCCCGACACGGACCCCAACGCCAAUCCACGAGGCAUCGCGGUCCGCUUCCACCUCCCCAACACCCCCGACGGCAAGCGCUCUCACACCGACAUCAUCGCCCACUCCACCAAGUACUUCCCCGUCCGCACUGGCCCCGAAUUCCUCGGCCUCCUGCACGCCCUAGGCGGCGGCCCAGAAGCCACAGGCAAAUUCCUGUCCGAGCACCCGGAAACCAAGCGCUUCGUCGAGGACCCCAAGCCCUUCCCCGUGAGCCUCGCCACGCAAACCUACUGGGCCAUCAACGCCAUCGGCUUCGUCUCCCCCUCUGGAAAGACAACCUACGGCCGCUACCGCCUCAUCCCGGUCUCCGGCACCCACGUCCUCUCCGAGGCAGACGUCGGCACGAAAGACGACAACUACCUCUUCUCCGAGAUCAACUCCCGCGUCACAUCCGAGCCUGUGGAGUUCAAACUCGUGGUCCAGCUUGCGAAGGAUGAAGACGUCACGAACGACGCGACCGUUCUGUGGCCUGACGACAGAGAGGUGGUUGAGCUAGGCACGGUGAAGUUGGAGAAGCCGCUCGGGGAGCAGGAGAGCUUGGACGAGCAGAAGAAGGUCAUCUUCGAUCCGAAUCCCAGGACGGAGGGGUUGCUGUCGAGUGAGGAUCCGUUGUUGGAUAUCAGGGCGAAUAUUUAUCUUAUUAGCGGGAGGCAGAGGAGGGAGGCGUAG